AUGAUCAACAAGGCCACAAUCAGUGCUCUCAUCAAGUACUGGGAAGAUGAACAACUUACAGAUGCUACUGCGCGGACCGAGUAUGUCAAGAAGGCACUCACAGGACCUACACCGCUGUUCCUGUACCGGUGCAUCAAGUAUGAUGCAGAUGGACUAUUGAUCAAACGAUAUGGUCGCUUCCAGCACCCUAUCAUUGCAGAGACUCUCGCCUCGCACAUUCAGGUCACAGAGGAGGCUAUAAAUGGAUGUGAUAAGUAUUGUCGGGGUGCCCUCGUCCUCGCAUUGGUCGCAGCUGAGCGAGCCCACAGUCUGGUGAAGAGUGGCAACAUUGUCAAGACAAAUGCUGAUCGAUUCAAUGAGAAUGCGUGGGCUCCGAGGAUCGCAUUCUACGGAAAGUCAAUCGAGGAACUCGACCACGACGCCUGGGAUGCCAUUCUCACAAAGGCAGAAAUGGUCGUGCGCAAACGGGGUCUGGUAUUCGGUGUGGAUCCCGACUCUGAUUCAGCCAUUCUCGGGAACCCAGCGGCGCUGGCCUCUGUCCUCUAUUUUGAUGUGGAGUCUGACGAGGACAUCGCGGCAUAA
Molecule: messenger RNA, 582 nt
Organism: Postia placenta MAD-698-R-SB12
Lineage: Eukaryota; Fungi; Basidiomycota; Agaricomycetes; Polyporales; Adustoporiaceae
Exons: 4
Coding region: 1-582 (193 amino acids)
Source: RefSeq, a predicted model, not a curated record